Messenger RNA from Sardina pilchardus (European sardine), 816 nucleotides. Its product is annotated as toll-like receptor 13. Gene Ontology annotation, biological process: toll-like receptor signaling pathway; inflammatory response; immune response. The transcript is spliced from 3 exons. Gene Ontology annotation, molecular function: transmembrane signaling receptor activity. Gene Ontology annotation, cellular component: plasma membrane. NCBI's taxonomy places the organism in Eukaryota, Metazoa, Chordata, Actinopteri, Clupeiformes, Clupeidae. The record is from RefSeq and is a predicted model, not a curated record. The coding region runs from base 1 to 618 and encodes 205 amino acids.
AUGUCUGCUGCCCUCAUGUUCGGGUGGGAGCUCUGGGCAUCAGUUGACUUGGUGUUUGGUGGCCUGCCUGAACCCAAGAUUGCUGGGGGAAAAGAACUGGACUACUUUUGUAUGCAGACGUUUGGGUGCCCCGACCUCAACAAACAGAAGUGGGAGGAUUAUGGCGGCGCCCAUGGAGACAUGCUCCGUGUAAGUGGCAGGGACGAGCGCUGGGUGAUGGAGGAACUCCUGCCCAACCUGGAGCGCAGGGGACCCCCAUUCCUGAAGCUUUGCCUGCACAGCCGGGACUUCCAGCUGGGGAAGGAUAUUGUGGAGAAUAUAACUGACAGUCUGUACAGGAGCCGCCGCACCCUCUGCCUGGUCAGCCGCCACUACCUGCGGAGCAACUGGUGCUCCCUGGAGAUGCGGCUUGGCACCUACCGGCUGCAGGUGGAGCACAGGGAUGUGCUGAUCCUGGUGUUCCUGGAGAAGAUCCCUUCUAACCUGCUCUCUGCCCAUCACAGGCUGGCCCGACUCGUCAAGACCAGGACUUACAUAGAGUGGCCUCAAGACCCAGCCCAACAGGGGGCAUUCUGGGAAAGACUCUGGAAAAAACUGUUGCCAGACAGGGGGCAAUGAGUCACCAUGUGCAAUUUUUGUAAUCCUUAUACUAUUUCAAUUCAACCAGAAUGUAGCAGAAAGUAGUGUGCAUAAAGUAAAGAUAUUCACUAUAUUUGCUCAAAUCAUUUAAAAGAUUUAGGAUUGUUUUGCUUGAUUUUUAAGGAAAUGUAAUCUUCAGAUUUGUUUCUUAGCUUGCACUUCAUAACUAUUGUGUAC